AUGAAUCAAUCAUCUUCGGAUGAGCCACAGCAGCCUGGGCCUCCGCGGAAUUCGACAAUGCAGCCAGGCGCCAGUACAAAGGCGUCCGCCGCACCACCGCAAGCCGUGACCGAUGGCGUUGAGCUGAAGGAUAUGCCAGCUGGUGGAGACGGAGGCAGACCGCUGCUGCCGGUUGAGGAGGACAUUAUGCAGCUUGCGCGAUUAGGGGAAAUUGGCGCUAUGCAGAAGCUGUUUGACACGAAAAAGUACAAUGCCAAGUACAAGGACGAGGAAGGCAUAACUCCGCUACACUGGGCCGCGAUAAACAAUCAAUAUGCCAUGUGUCGCUUUCUUCUCGACUCCGGAGCCGAUGUGAACGCAAAGGGAGGCGAAUCCGUGGCGACACCGGCCAUGUGGGCUGCGCAGCGAUGCCAUUACUACAUUGUAGACUUGAUGCUCCAACGCGGUGCCGAUCCGCUGUCGACCGAUGCUCAGGGUUACAACAUUCUGCACCUGGCCACUAUUGACGGGAAUGCGUUUUUGGUGAUUCUCCUCCUCCACCAGGGGAUCCCAGUUGACGUUGCCGAUCCCCAGGGUCAUACGGGCCUGAUGUGGGCAGCAUACAAGGGUUUGCCGGCUUGCGUGGAUCUGUUCUUGCGAUGGGGAGCUAAUGUCAAUGCCGUGGAUGAGGGUGGUCUCACCCCUUUGCACUGGGCUUUGGUGAAAGGAUCAUACUUGUGCGUUCAAAAGGUGCUCGAGUAUGGUGCCGACAGAACUGCAACAACCCGAGAUGGGAAAUCGCCAGGCACUGUGGCCAGCGAAAUGAGGUCAACUAGAGCCUGGCACCGAGCCUUGAAUGACUGUGGCUAUGACCCGAAUGGCAACUUGAAGACGCUUCCUAUGGGCAUGACCAUGCUCGUGCAUAGCAAGAGCCUGUUGACCAAGUUCUUCUUUCUCUGGCCAUUCAACAUCAUCUUUUGGGCAAUUUGGGUCAUUAGCGAAUUCGCCAUCUACAUCGGAGUACCGGUGGCAGCCGUGUUAAUAUUUGGCAUGCAAUAUUUGGCCCAACUGGUUGCUAAUCGGGGGCCAGGGGAGUUUCGAGUUUUGCAAAAAACACCAUUUCUCGCCGGUGUCUUUGCGGGUAGUUUGUUCUGGGUGGGAGUAACGUAUCUCCUUCGGGUUUUGCCAGCAACAUGGAGUUCAUACCCGAUCUCGAACGCCCUUUUCGCAGUAUCUUACUUGUUGACCACAUAUUUCUACAUCUUCUCGAUGGCGGGAGAUCCCGGAUAUAUCCCCAAGAUGGGUAGCAGGAAUCAACAGCGAGAAGUCAUCCGGGAACUGUUUGAUACUUGGAAAUUUAACGAAGAAAAUUUCUGCAUUCACUGUAUGGUUCGAAAACCUUUGCGAAGCAAGCACUGCCGUCGGUGUUCUCGAUGCGUUGCAAAACACGACCACCAUUGUCCUUGGAUUUUCAACUGUGUCGGAGCUAACAACUUGCGGCAUUUCGUCAUUUAUGUUGUAUGUCUGGAAAUCGGUAUAUUGACAUUCAUUCGUCUGGUGAUUUGUUAUAUCGAACUUCUUCCGGCGCCAGAGACACUGCAAUGUAAUAUAAUCAACGACAACCUCUGCAGUAUCAUCUCCAAGGAUAGUUUCACCCUGGUCCUCACCAUCUGGGCUGCGCUUCAGAUGAUCUGGGUUACGAUGCUCUGCGCUGUGCAAAUGGUUCAGAUUUCGCGGAACCAGACCACAUACGAGAAUAUGAGAGGCCACACGGUCGACAACUCGCACUCAGCUUCCCAGGCUAUCACAACUGCUCUUGUUGCCGGCACUCCGUCCCCUGCGGCUGCCGGGCUCACGGGGGCCGGACACGGACCACACCCUGGAGCCCGAGCAGGGCAUCAUCAUCGCGGCAAGGGAUUUUUCGGCCAGUGGAGAAAUCUGCUAGGACUGGACUCUUUCUUCGCCACUGCCCAGGGAAGUUCCGUCAGACAACGCAACCCCUUUUCGCGAGGCAUUGUCACCAACUGCCGAGAUUUCUGGCUCGAUUCGACGCCGUUUUUCAAGAAGCGCGAGCCUGGCUCGGCAAUGCUGGACGGCGCAGUGGUCAACUAUUACAGCAUGUAUGAACCGCCACGGCGACUACACGGCGGAAGUUCCGGCGGCGGUGGAGGUUAUAUGAGUGUCUCGGGCGACGAUCCUGAGCGCGGUGCCUGA
Messenger RNA from Talaromyces rugulosus, 2193 nucleotides. RefSeq lists its product as uncharacterized. The record is from RefSeq and is a predicted model, not a curated record. Gene Ontology annotation, molecular function: palmitoyltransferase activity; protein binding. The transcript has 6 exons. Lineage: Eukaryota; Fungi; Ascomycota; Eurotiomycetes; Eurotiales; Trichocomaceae. Gene Ontology annotation, biological process: protein palmitoylation. The coding region runs from base 1 to 2193 and encodes 730 amino acids. Gene Ontology annotation, cellular component: Golgi membrane.